UGUAUAUAUAUGUAUUCAUAUUUAGACAAUUGAAUUGCAUAUGAGGGGAUGUCAUCUGAUGUGCUGUACAGGGGGAUUGUCACACCGUGGCUUACAUCUCUCAUUGUAAAUGGCGUUGCUCUGGUUUAAAAUCCCACUGUUUUAUCUUUUUUUGGGGGCCUCAUGGCUUUUUAAUGCAACGUAUACAUUUUACUGCGAGUGUUGGUCCGGUGUUUGGCCGAGCUCGUCAGAGGAAGUUGACACAGGACGACCGGUUAAAUACGUGACUGCGUGCGAUCAGUUGUCAGAUAAGUUUAAUUAGAAGACAAACAUGGACCAAAAAAAAAAAGGGCUUGAAAUUGUGGCCACGUCCUGGCGAAUUGCAUAAAUCAGCCGUUCUUGCAUUUUUUAUAACCAAGAUAUGAACUGAAUAUGCAGAGCCAUGUGCACACAGUCGUGCGUCGUGGGUUUCUGUUGCUCAUGAGCGAGCAAACAACCAUGUUGUACUGAUGCUGCAGAUUUGAUGGUUGUAUAUAUGCAGGCUUGGAGGUCCGCAGAGCAGGGGCUUGUCGGUGCAUGGUCUCUCUGAUUUUCCUUUUGAAUAUUCUUAUACUUUGUUCACCUACUCGGUAUUUACUCGGUGUAGUGUCGCAGAAACCUUGCCUUUUUUCUGUUCGCGUCUUCAUCUUUUUGUUAGGAUGCAACACGGUUCAAAAUCAAACAAACAGGAAACGUCACUGGCUGUCAGAAAUUGCCCUUUGUCUGAGGACAAUCUGGAUUUUUCUCAGGGCUGCAUCUUCACGUUCACUUUCUGUUUCAGAGGAGCUAUGGGGUUUUUUUUUUCUUCUUCCUCCUCUUCCCAUGCAGGGAAAAGCCUCACCCAUACAAGUUGGGCCCCAUGCAGUAAACAACUUAGAUGAUUGGUUUUGCUUUAUAUACUGUGAUUUAAUAAGGAAAACACCAACGUAAGCCAGUCCGGCCAGCGUCGGUGGUACCAGUGCCAUGCUUUCCAUUGGUUCCUGUUUACAUGAUGCCCACAGGACACGCGGUGAUUGGUGGCGCUCCGCACGUGACCAGGCAACUUUGUACAUUUGACAGGGAGUAGGAGGGUUUUGUGGAGAUCAGAAAAACGACAGCGCGAUAAAAAUUAGUAUUGUUGCACUUCACAAAUUAAUGACCAUGAGCUCCUACUUGAUAAACUCCAACUAUAUCGAGCCGUCCUUUCCUCCAUGCGACGAAUACCAGCAGAGCGGAUACAUUCCCAACCCCGGCGAUUACUACGAGCGGCCAAAAGAUACGGGCUUCCCCCAUCACGACGAGCCAUCCUAUCCGAGGUCAAACUACACCGAAUCGGGAUACGAUUACGCGAACGUCCCCGCCACCGGACUCGAGGAUUUCGGCGAUGGGCAUCACGCACCGCCGCAGCCGGUUCCACAGAGCCACGGUCCUCGCCUCGCGGCGGCCCCAGACGGUGGCGCAGGAGCAAAUGCAAGCAAAGACUGCAGCCUUGCCACUGAGGCUUAUCCCGGCGUAGCGAAGGGCAAGGAGCCGGUGGUCUAUCCUUGGAUGAAAAAGGUCCACGUUAACACCGUCAGUGCCAGUUACAAUGGAGGAGUGCCCAAGAGGUCCCGCACUGCCUACACCCGCCAGCAGGCUCUGGAGCUCGAGAAGGAGUUCCACUUCAACCGGUACCUGACCCGGCGCAGGCGGGUGGAGAUUGCGCACACCAUGUGCCUGUCCGAGCGCCAGGUGAAGAUCUGGUUUCAGAACCGGAGGAUGAAGUGGAAGAAGGAGCACAAGCUCCCCAACACCAAGAUCCGCUCCUCGAGCUCGGCCUCGUCCUCAGCCUCGGGGGCCCAGCAACAGCAGCAGCAGCAGCAGCAGAUCAAAACAGGCCAGCAGCUUGUCCCCACGCCGUGCACUGCGGGUCUAUAGUGCAUGAACGAACCCCACCCCACAAAAAAACCCAAUCCAGACUGAGAUGGCAAAUAACACAAGUGGGAUUUGUUGGACCAAUUCUCAGUAUUUUACACACAUGGUGUUAUCUCUUUCACCUUGCCUCUGCCAUUGGGCCCCUGUCACCUCCUUUGUACCCCUUCCCCUCUCCGCUCGUCCUUGCCCUCUUCAUAUAAGCUUGAAAUUCACCUUUAAUUGCCACGGUGGCAACUGAAGUGUUUAUAUAUUUGUUUAUUAUUAUGGAAGAAGGAUUACGCACACUCAAACAUAGGACUUGGAUCAAAAAUGUAUCAUUACAGUAAAAAAAAUGAGUGAGGUAAAAGUAAGUUUGAACUCAUUUUUCCAUAUUAUUUUUGGAUUAUUGUUUUUUUUCCCUGUUUUGUAUUAUUGCUCACGGAAAGCUCUAAUAUACUUGAAAGAUAUUUAGCGAGAAUCUAUAGAUGCCUGUUUAGAAAACCAGGCGGCUGUUUUAGAGGACGUGGCAUCAGCCAGAGUAAGUGUAGUUUGUGUGUUUGAGUGGGUCGGUUUACUGUUGAAUGUAGUCCAGGUGACUUUCCACAUUUUAAUGUACAUAGACAAAUCAUACAGAAGGCACAAUAAGCAAAACGCAUUUCGUCCAGUAUAAUUCUGUUUGUUGGUGUUGUUGUACGGUCUAGUUUUUAUUUGUGCCAGUGCGUCCCAUGUUGUGCUGUGUUCUAAACUGUGAAUAUUUGUAUGUGCUGUCUCAGUAAUGGCCGUUGUGAUGUAGGCUAGUGUAGGAUCAAAUUGUCCUUGUGAAAUAAAUAUGUACUUCACUUUA
Scophthalmus maximus (turbot) is the source of this 2734-nucleotide messenger RNA. RefSeq names its product homeobox A4a (gene hoxa4a). Lineage: Eukaryota; Metazoa; Chordata; Actinopteri; Pleuronectiformes; Scophthalmidae. Gene Ontology annotation, molecular function: RNA polymerase II cis-regulatory region sequence-specific DNA binding; DNA-binding transcription factor activity, RNA polymerase II-specific. The coding region runs from base 1153 to 1914 and encodes 253 amino acids. The record is from RefSeq and is a predicted model, not a curated record. The transcript is spliced from 2 exons. Gene Ontology annotation, biological process: embryonic skeletal system morphogenesis; regulation of transcription by RNA polymerase II; anterior/posterior pattern specification. Gene Ontology annotation, cellular component: nucleus.